UGUGUGUGUCUGUAGUGAUGGCAGGGUUGGAGCUGACUCUCAGAGAGGAGUGAGAACUUGUCGGGGAUGGCGGACAAACCUCUGACUCUGUUCGUGAAGCUGUUCGCCGCCGGGUUUUACGGGAUCAGCUCGUUUUUCAUCGUCGUGGUGAACAAAAGUGUCCUGACCAACUACAGGUUCCCUUCUUCAAUAUGUGUCGGAAUUGGACAAAUGUUGGCCACAGUGGUCGUGCUGUGGGUGGGCAAGGCUGCGAGGGUGAUCAGCUUCCCAGACUGUGAUGAGAGCAUACCUCGCAAGACUUUCCCUCUACCUCUCCUUUAUGUGGGAAAUCAAAUCACUGGUCUGUUAGGAACCAAAAGGUUAAAUCUGCCGAUGUUUACUGUCCUCAGGAGGUUCUCCAUCUUAUUCACAAUGCUGGCUGAGGGAUUGCUGCUCAAGAAGAAGUUCUCCAGGUCAGUCCAGCUGACAGUAUUUACAAUGAUCCUCGGGGCGUUUAUAGCCGCAAGUGCUGACUUGUCCUUUGACCUGCAAGGCUACGUGUUCAUCCUCCUGAACGACGUGCUGACUGCAGCCAAUGGAGCCUAUGUGAAACAAAAAUUAGAUGCAAAGGAGCUGGGGAAAUAUGGAUUGCUGUAUUAUAAUGCAUUAUUUAUGAUAAUUCCCACGCUUCUGCUGGCUCAUGUGACUGGAGAUAUGCAGAAGGCAGUGGAGUACGAUGGAUGGUCAGAUAUAUAUUUCCUCGUCCAGUUCAUCCUCUCUUGCAUCAUGGGGUUUGUCCUGAUGUAUUCCACUGUGCUGUGUACACAAUACAACUCUGCUUUAACAACUACCAUCGUGGGCUGCAUCAAGAAUGUCCUGGUGACGUACAUCGGCAUGGUGAUCAGUGGAGACUACAUCUUCUCCUGGACCAACUUCAUAGGGUUGAAUAUCAGUAUUGCGGGCAGCCUGAUUUACUCCUACAUCACCCUCACAGAGGAGCAGUCCAACAAAGUGAGUGAAAGCACCAAGCUGGACAUCAAGGGCAAGGUGGUUGUAUGACAGAGACACUGGAUUUUAUUAUUUUUAUGCUGAAAAGAGAAAAAAACUAUUUUUAGUAAAGACUUUUUUAUUUAUGGAGCGUUUUGAGCGGCAGAGGCGUGGGAUGCUGGGCGCGGUCACCGUGUCUCUCCUGCUGGUUAUUAACCCUCCAGAGGGAUUAUGGGUUGUUGUUUUUUAUGGUGUUUUCUUUUUAAACAUUUGUAUUUUGAUACUGUACACGUGAGGAGGAGAAGAAGAAGGGAAACAUGGAACCAAUAUUUAUGUUACAACAUUUUCGAACAAAGUUAAAUGAGAUAUUUAAGCCUGAGUCAAAUAAUGGUCAUUUUGAAGGCACAAUCCUUGUUUUUUAACGCUUUUUUCUGUUUUUUAUGGUGGCCCUGAAAGCUCACGGCGCUGCAACUGAAGAAAACACAUGCAAAUACACAAAACUGAGAAAACAUCUUCAUCGAUUUGACAACACAAGAACAGCAUUUAGAAAACGCUGCAAAGACCACAACAGACAGUGUUUCCAGAGGACACUUAAAAGUAAUGCACACGUCUGGACACGCUUGAUAUUGUCACGUUAUUUUAAGAUAAUGGUAAUUUGAUGAAAUCAAAUUCAUCAAAUUGAUGAAGAUGUUUUCUCAGUUUGCUUGUGUUUUGUGUAUUUGCACGUUUUCUUCAGUUGCAGUGCUGUGAGCUCUCAGGGACACCGUAGAUUUUACUGUUUACAGGGAAUGUAACUUUAGAUGCCUUUAAGCACAGUGAGAUGCACUGACACUGUCACUAUCUGCUGUUUCACUCUUUAGUACAUUUCUUUUUAUUCAUGUCAGUGAUCGAGGAUUGUGGCUUUAAAUUAAUGUUGCUGCCACCUUUUUUUUGGGAAAUCAUUUAAUAUCAUGGUUUACAUUUUGCUCGCUCAGUAUUACGGGAUGUUUGUCUGGUUCUCUAUGCAGGAUUAACAUGUUUUUAUUUGUAAAAAGAGGAUCCACACAUUCUCUUUUUUCGCACUUUUACCUGAGGUCGGCCUGAAUGACAUCACUUCCUGUUACUCAUUGCUGGUGACUGAGAUUAUUGUAUUCUUCUGAAAUGUAAGUUUCAGGUUUUCUAAGUAUUACAAGAAGAGAAACGUGUUUUUUUAAAACCUUUAAUAGUCAGGUACGAGUGUUGAGGUUGUUUUUUUUUUAUCUACGUCUUUUUAUAUUUAUUACAUUUUUUAGACUAAUGUUGGUUUUGUAGGUGGAGUGGUUGUGAACUGAGCUCAUGUCGAACAGUAACCCUGGAUUUGUAGCUGAAACACAAUUAUGUAUUUUUACAUUAAAAGAAACUGACGUGAA
Messenger RNA from Centropristis striata (black sea bass), 2354 nucleotides. It is a transcript of the gene slc35d1a, whose product is annotated as solute carrier family 35 member D1a. The record is from RefSeq and is a predicted model, not a curated record. Gene Ontology annotation, cellular component: Golgi apparatus. Bases 67 to 1038 code for a protein of 323 amino acids. Lineage: Eukaryota; Metazoa; Chordata; Actinopteri; Perciformes; Serranidae. The transcript is spliced from 12 exons. Gene Ontology annotation, molecular function: GDP-fucose transmembrane transporter activity; antiporter activity.